Molecule: messenger RNA, 1417 nt
Organism: Clunio marinus
Lineage: Eukaryota; Metazoa; Arthropoda; Insecta; Diptera; Chironomidae
Source: the annotation of a GenBank genome assembly
AGAAACAAUUAGACAGUCAAUUAAAGAUGCAACGAUAAACUAUCAAGUCUCGGAAACGUGCAUAUCGGAAGUUUACUUAAACGAACAGUUUGACUUUUUCAUUAGAAAAGAAUUUAAAACUUUCUUAACAAAAGUUUAAAUCUAUUUAUUUAUUUCAAUAUUUUAAAUAAAAUUUUUCCAUCUCCGUUGCCACUUUUUGAGGUCAGUACAAUCUAAAAGACAUUGUACAAUUAGAAAGCAUUUGAAAAUGCCGGAACAGUCAGCAAUUCAUCAUGAACAGGAACAUUUAGCUGAGUUUUCUAAAGACUAUGGAAGCCGAGAUGUGUCACAUGAAUUAGUGGAAGAAGAACCUCAAGAUAUUGGUGAAUUAUUGGGAUUUCGCAUCACUGGAGGACAUGACUUUUAUAUGCCAAUUACAAUCUUCCAUGUGAAGGAAAACAGUCGAGCUGAGAAAGCAAAUUUGAAGCUCGGUGACACAAUCGUUUCCAUCAAUGGAAAGGACACAAGCUUCAUGACUUUGGUUGAAGCAAAUCGAUAUUUAGCAAGUGUCUCUGCAGGCGAUGUUACGCUUCAAGUGUCAAAAUUUGACGGCAGUGAUGAAGAUGAAGAUGUUCAAACUAUUGAAGAAGUCACAUUAGAAGGCCCAGCAAGUCUUGAACAAAAACUGAGGAACAUGCAAAAACAGUUGCUUGAAAUGACUGAUGUUCCUGUUCAAAUUCAAUCGAAAAUAUCAAUGGUAACGAAAGCUUUGGAACAAUUUAUGACAAUGGAUUCGAAUGAUCUCGAGUCAACAUGGAACAGAACAUCGAUGGAAGAAGAUGAAGCUGAAGAUGCAAGCAAUGACGAGAAAUUUCCAAUUAUCGAAGAAGAAAUCGAUUUGGAAGAAAACAGUGAAAGUUGUGAACGAUUUGAGAUUGAACACUCAACUCGUGAAACGUCAUUUUCGAUCGAUGAUUUCGAUGAAAGAUAUGAAAAGAUUGAAACUGGCAGCAACGAAAUUUCACUUGAUGAAAAGUCGAAUGUUGAUGAUGACGAUGAGAAAUCCGUUUGUGAUUCGUUGAUGUCGGAAGAGAAGUUGAAAGUUGAAGAAGAGAAGAAAAAGAAAAACGAGAAAAUCCUAAAGUUAGAAAAGUCGUGGCAAAAACUCUGCUCAAACACGAGAACCAUUCAUAAAAUUAGUCAACUUAAUGCAUCGAAAGUUAUUUCAUUUUAUGAACGAAAACGUUGCCCGAUAAAUGAAUAAUUUGGAUUAACAAAAUCUAAAAGUUUAUUUUCAAUUGUUAUGGCUUGCAAGGUUCAGCGAUACUUUUAAACAUUUUUUUCUUCUUAUCUGCUUUAUUCAUUUGCCAACAACUUGUACUUCACUUUAAUUGUGUUUUUUACUUAAUAAAAUUUUUUAUUACAAAACAUUAAAAGC